UUAUAUGUGAAUUUUAUAUUAAUCAAACAAAUCUCCUAAUCGUUUUAUUCUCAUCUUUUGUCAAUUAAAUAUCAUCGACUUAAUUAAUUUUUAUUAACUGUACGUCCUGACUUUUAAAAGAAAUAAAUUAAUCUCGAAAUUGGUGCAUAUAAUAACGAUUGAGGGUAAAGGAAAGAGAGUGGAAAAGAUAAUAAAAAGAAAAUAAAUAAAUAAAUAAAUAAAUAAAAGCGUGGGAUAAAAAAGGUUUGAAAGUUUGAAAAUAAUUAUUCGACAUGUAUACGAACUUUCAUCAAAAAUGGAACGCGAUGAGGAUCCCACGUCGAUUGGAGUCACCAAAAAUGGCAAAGAUCGUAAAAGAAAAGUCACCAUCGCCGGAACGAACGGAAACAUCGUCAAUGAUUUAUCUGUUGAUGAAAUCAUCGAUGAACAAACAAAAGAUACAAAAGGAGGAAUCACGUCGGGGUCAUUAUAAAAUAUUUGGUGAUCUUUCAAAAUUAUCAUGCAUUAAACGAACUGAUUCUAAUGAUUAUAAAACGAAAGUUAAGCAGGAGGAUACGUUCGAGAUUUACGACGAUAAAAUAAAGUCGAAUAAUAUCGAUAUUGAUACGUUCACUGAUUCGAAAAAUAAUGUGUUAUUGUCCAAAGAGAAUGUUGAUUGUUUUAUUAAGAAGGAGAUCAAAGUUGAGAAUGAUUUAUACGAGGAUGUUUCCGUUAAUGACAAUACUUCGAUCGAUGACCCUUGUCGAUUAAUCCAAACGAAUAACGAUCAAAAAUGUUCGUCUAUGUUAUAUUCAUCGGUUGAUGAUUCCAAUGAUGAUGAUGAUGAUGAUAAUGAUGAUGAUGAUGAUGAUGAUGAUGUUUUUACUAAAAAGAAAUCAGAAUCGAUGAUUGAUCCUCGUCGAUCAAUACAAAAGAAUAAUCGAAAACGUUCGUAUGUUUCGUCUUCGUUGUCUGAGUCUCCUAUCGAAAAAAAAUGGCGACCAAAUUCAAAGAAAGAUAUCAAAUCAAAAAUAAAGUCAUCUACACCGAAGAGGAUCAUACAAUCUUCUAUGUCGGACAUGAAUGAGCUCAUGCGAAUUACUAAAGCUUUUCAAAAUCGAAGGGAGAAACGUGUACCUGUCAUUUAUGAUAGGGCUAGACCAGAUGUACCCUUUCCACCGUCGCACAAGCUGACAGUGGCUGAGGUCUUCGAUUCGGGAACGGAUCGGCCGAGACCGGAAGUUCUUAAGCAACACUUCACUCUCGAAGGUAGAAUCGACGAAGCUGCGGCCCUUCGUAUAGUCAAUGAUGGUGCCGCCAUUUUACGCUCGGAAAAGACAAUGAUCGAUAUCGAAGCACCUGUAACCGUAUGCGGAGACAUUCAUGGACAGUUCUACGACCUGAUGAAGUUAUUCGAGGUGGGUGGUCCACCCUCUUCGACAAAGUAUCUCUUCCUUGGUGACUACGUAGACAGGGGUUAUUUCAGUAUCGAGUGCGUGUUGUACCUGUGGGCACUGAAACUGUGCCAUCCCACCACACUCUUCCUUCUCAGAGGUAACCACGAGUGUCGUCAUCUCACGGAAUACUUCACAUUUAAACAAGAAUGUAAAAUAAAGUAUUCAGAAAGGGUAUACGAUGCGUGUAUGGAUGCGUUCGAUUGUUUACCAUUGGCAGCCCUCAUGAAUCAACAGUUUCUUUGUGUCCACGGUGGUCUGUCGCCGGAAAUACACAAUUUGGACGACAUACGUAAGUUGGACAGGUUCAAAGAGCCACCAGCGUUCGGACCAAUGUGCGAUCUUCUAUGGUCGGAUCCAUUGGAAGAUUUUGGCAAUGAGAAGAAUGCUGAACAUUUUUCUCACAACAGCGUCAGAGGUUGUUCAUACUUUUACAGUUACGCCGCGUGUUGCGACUUCCUGCAGACCAAUAAUCUGCUCAGCAUCAUAAGAGCGCAUGAGGCACAGGACGCGGGAUAUCGUAUGUAUCGAAAAUCUCAAACGACGGGCUUCCCAUCGCUAAUAACCAUCUUUAGUGCGCCUAAUUAUCUCGACGUUUACAACAACAAGGCAGCCGUAUUGAAAUACGAAAAUAACGUAAUGAACAUCAGGCAAUUCAACUGUUCGCCUCAUCCAUAUUGGCUACCCAACUUUAUGGACGUUUUUACGUGGUCUUUACCGUUCGUUGGUGAAAAAGUCACAGAGAUGCUAGUGAACGUACUGAACAUAUGCUCGGACGAUGAAUUGAUGAGCGACGGCGAUGAAGGCCUCGAGGAAGUCGCAGCCAAAGUCGUUGUCCAAAAAAAGAAUGGUGCAGCAGCAAAUCUACGCAAGGAGGUUAUAAGAAACAAGAUCAGAGCCAUCGGCAAAAUGGCGCGUGUUUUCUCCGUCCUGAGGGAGGAGAGCGAAAGCGUGCUACAAUUGAAAGGUCUCACACCUACCGGAGCUUUACCACUUGGCGCGUUAUCUGGUGGAAAGACGUCCUUGAAAAAUGCUCUCCAAGGGUUCUCACCGAAUCACAAGAUCACCUCAUUCGCUGAAGCGAAGGGUUUAGAUGCCAUAAACGAGAGGAUGCCACCGAGAAAGGACGCCCCACCAACGCCCGUGAACGAGGAAAAGCCGGUGAUAAAGCCGUCGACUCCUGUUGGAGACAAGCGAGACCACAGCACACCGCAACCGCAAUCGUGAGCCUCACACAUGUCCAAUCAAGACGGCGAGGAUGGGCCUUAAGUCCCAAAUGCUGUCAUCGCCACCGCCGCCACCAUCACCGCCACCACCGCCACUACCAUCACCACCACCACCUCCACUACCACCACUACCACCACCACCACCACUACUACUACAAUUACUACCACCACCACCAUCACCAUCACCACCACCACCACUACAACCACCACAUAAGAUACAAAACAUUACUUGUCCAACACGGCUGUUAUCACAGUUGCGCCAAGUUCAUCGAGCGCAGAAGUCGUCGUCACAGACGCAAGAAGGAAAAGGAAGUGGAGGAGGUGGAGGAGGAGAAGGUAGAGGAGGAAAAAGAGAAGGAAGAGGAGGAGGAGGAGGAGGAGGAGGAGGAGGUUGAACAAGUUCGAAAAAAAGGAGAGAAAAUGGUGAAGAAGGGAAAUCGUCGUCGUCAUCGUCGACAUCGUCGUCAUUAUUCGUCGUCAUUAUUCGUCGUCAUUGUCGUCAUAUGACAAAGAAAGGAUACCAAAUAGAAGAAUAAAGAAACAAGAACAAGAAAAAGAAGCAAAAAAAAAAAAAGAAAAAGAAGAAAAAUGAUGAAAAA
Molecule: messenger RNA, 3258 nt
Organism: Vespa mandarinia (Asian giant hornet)
Lineage: Eukaryota; Metazoa; Arthropoda; Insecta; Hymenoptera; Vespidae
Product: serine/threonine-protein phosphatase 2B catalytic subunit 2
Biological process (GO): calcineurin-mediated signaling
Molecular function (GO): calmodulin-dependent protein phosphatase activity
Source: RefSeq, a predicted model, not a curated record